Molecule: messenger RNA, 420 nt
Organism: Coccidioides immitis RS
Lineage: Eukaryota; Fungi; Ascomycota; Eurotiomycetes; Onygenales; Onygenaceae
Exons: 1
Coding region: 1-420 (139 amino acids)
Source: RefSeq, a predicted model, not a curated record
AUGAAAUUCUUCGGCUUUACCCUGCUCUUCUUGCAGGCUUUCCUCGUCUGCGCCCAAGCCACUACUCAACCCAAACUCGAGAACUUCACCCUUGCAUCGGGCAGUGUCACGAACACCCUAGAUCCCAAUGAGAAGUACGAAAAGGAAUCUCGAGAUAUCAACGAAGUCAUUGAACUCGACCCAACCAACAUCACCAUGGCCAUCCCGCCGGAAGACUUACCCAGUGGAAAUCCAACUGAGAGACAACAUGCACGAGAUCUCUCCAAGCGCCCUCGGAAAUGCCCCGUACAUCUACCCUGGCUCUGCGAUGGUGUUGUGUGCUUCAAUCGAUUUACCCAUAUGUGCUGCAAGGGUGGAUUUCUCUGCCAAGACCCGCGGUUUUGUGUUAUGAAUGCUAUUGCCCAAAUGGCAUGCCGCUGA